Messenger RNA from Brassica rapa (field mustard), 3729 nucleotides. RefSeq names its product protein ANTAGONIST OF LIKE HETEROCHROMATIN PROTEIN 1-like. The record is from RefSeq and is a predicted model, not a curated record. Lineage: Eukaryota; Viridiplantae; Streptophyta; Magnoliopsida; Brassicales; Brassicaceae.
ACCAAUGUGCCAUUUGAAAUUGCUAGUUGUCUAUGAUUGAGAUUCACAAAGAUUAUCAUCCCAAUUUAUUUUCAAGACUUGGAUAAUAAUACAGUUAACUGACUUGUACAAGUUAGGGUUGCCAAAUUAUUAUUUUUGCUUGAUGCUUAACAAGGGAUUCGUGAUUGAAGAUAAUCAACAGACUUGAAUCCUCUGUUCUUUGGAGAUCGCCGUGGUGGUGAAUCUCUGAAAUAGCCAACUGCAUACAUUAACAAAACUGCUUCUUUCUCCUCUUCAUCUUCUUCUUUUGGCUGCUGCUCUGUCCGUGUUGUGGAGCAUGAUACUUGAAUUUGCAUUCCACAGAUUUUGCUGUUGUUCGCGUAAAUGUUUGGAUCGUUUAAUCUGUCGAGCUGAGAGCUCCCAGGGAUUCUACCUGAAAGCUUGUUGUUGCUCAAAUCCAAAACAUCCAGCUCGCUGAGCCUGGACAACGUUUGCGGGAUUUUGGCCGAGAGGUUGUUGUACGAAACGUCUAAGAUCUCUAGCUUCUUGAGACCUCAAAACUGUGUGGGAUCGAUCCAGAGAUGUCGUUUUGUGAGAGGUUCAAAAGCUUCAGGCUCUUGAGAUUGCCUAAAGAAGUUGGGAUUUCUCCUGAGUAGUUUGUUCUUGGAGAGGUCUAAGACAGUUGUGCUGUUCGUUUGGUUACCGCAGCUACCUGCGUCUGCGGCUGCGGCGAUUUUUUUAAAAAUCUUGUUCGUUUGAUUGACGCUGAUACCUGCGUUUGACGUCGAGACCUGCAUUUGACGCCGUAAAAUCCCACGGUCGUAAAUUGUGCGUCUAUUUAACCUAUUUAGAAUUCUGUCCUUAACCUAAUUAAUUAUUUACAAAAAAACCUAAAUCUAAUUGAAGCAGAUGCAGCUCUUCUCCCAUUGACGCAGAACUCUCUCCCAUCUCUCUCGAUCUCUUUCUCCAUCUCUCGAUCUCUCUAUCUCCAUCUCUCUCGAUCUCAAGCCCUCUCUCCAUCAGGAGCCCUCUAUCCAUCUCAAGCUCUCUCUCCAUCUCUCUCUGUCACGAGCUCUUUAUCCAUCUGCAAGUGUGAGAUGACUUGAUGGUGCAAUGCGAGGAAACUUUCAGUGUCUUGGAGCUCUCUCUUCUCCAUAGCAUCUCGAAGCUCUCUCUUCUCCAUAGACAGAUCUCUCAAGCUCACACUCUCUCUCAGACCCUCUCAAGUCUUCAGGUCUCAGACCCUCUCAAGUUCAAGGAGACAUACUUUGUUUGCAGCUAGCCUUCUUCACCAGAUAAAGCAGCCUUGAAUCUAGCUCCACUCGCGGUCAUAGUCUUUAAGGAGUGUCCUGGGAUUAGAAAAUCCGUAUGUAAAGAGAUUGAUAACAUGGAUAUGUUUGAAGCGGAAUUUGGUGGUGUGGUAUUAACUGGAGCUGAAGGAUGGAGCGUUCAACAUGGAGAAACAAGUUUGGAUUCUAGAGUGGGUGGAGAUGAUGGUGGUGAUGAAGCUGAUUCUCAGCCAGCAGCUCAGGCUCAUUCUGGGAGUUCGAGAAGAAAAAGAAAGCGUAAGGAAAAAAAUAUGGUUGUAGAGGCUUGUGUGAAACGGACUGAGGCUCUUGAGGUGAAGAACAAGAUAGCGGAACGCAUGUUGGAGCGUCAAGAAGCUUCUAGUGUUGAGAAUGUGUUAGAGAUACUGUAUGCAUUGCCUGAAGUGAGAGAGUGGUCUCCAUUAUAUGAAGCAGCAUUAGAACUUCUUAUAGAUAGUGAAGGGAAUCGAAGAGCUUUUAUAACCAUGAAGACAGAUGAAGCUAAGAUUAGGUUUCUUGAGCUUAGGACCAAGAUAAAACGUGAUGAUUGAGUAGUUUGUGAGUUUGGUCUAGUCUUUUUUGUGUGAUCUUGCUGGAACUAGUAUGGAGUUUAGUACUAGUCUUUUUUUGUGAUCUUGUUGGUCUGAUCUUUGUAUGAAAACUCUGCCUUUUGUGGCUUUAUAAUCUUUAUAGUCUUAUAUCCAGUUAUGUGAUCUUGUUGGUCUGUUUUUUAUAAUUUUGAUUGAAUAGUUUCUUUUUGGUUGAAGGCACAGAACAUGUCUUUGAGUCUUACUGAUUACAGGUUACAGUCUUUGGUCUGAUCUUGUUGCAUGAAUGUAUACUGGUUUGUUCUUUGAGUCUUACAGGUUACUGGUUUGUUAAACAUGGCGAGUCUCGAGUCUUGGUAAUAUAUAUGACAUGACCAGUCUUUGGUCUGAUUUUUGCUUGGUUAAAUGUGUUCAUGAUUUGGUCUUGUUAUCUUGUUUUCAUUUUGAGUAUCAGAUAUUGGUCUUGUUACAGUUUACAGCAAACAUAUUGAUGAUGAUUUAUUAAAUAUGGUUUUGUAGAUGCUUGAAAGAUGGAUGUUGGAAGAUGAGGAUGAUGAUUAUGAUGAUGAACUUGGUUUGUUUGAUGUGCCUAUUACGGAGAGAUUGAGUCAUAGAACAGAUCGAGGAGCAGGAUGGCGACAUAUUCAACAACUGAUGUAUGAAUCUGAUCAGCAAUGUUAUGACAUUCUUCGAAUGAACCAAAAGACUUUUGAAGCUUUGUGCAAGAUGCUAGCUGAGCGAUAUGGAUUGAAAGAGACUCACCAUGUCUACCUUGAGGAAUCUGUCGCAAUGUUUCUCGAGACUGUUGGUCAAGAUAAGACGAAGCGAAAUAUUGCUGCAAGGUAUCAAAGAUCAGUGGAUACGGUCCAAAGAAAGCUUGAUGAAGUUUUGAGUGCUCUUCUCAAGUUUGCGGAGGAUACACUAAGACCACAAGAAGGCGAGUUUGGAAGAGCAAGUCCUGUUUUGAGGAAUGAUGAUCAGUAUUGGCCUCAUUUCAGAGAUUGUAUUGGAGCACUUGAUGGAAUACAUGUCCCGGUUCGCCCUCCAAGUCAGAAUGCAGAAGCAUAUAAUGGCAGAAAGCAAGGAUCUACAAUGAAUGUUCUUGUUAUAUGUAACUUCGAUAUGAAGUUCAUAUAUGCAUAUGUCGGUGUACCUGGUAGAGCAAAUGAUUCGAAGGUCUUGACUCAUUGUGCGAGGAAUGAGGCUUCUUUCCCACAUCCUCCUCCUGGAAAGUAUUAUCUAGUUGACUCCGGAUAUCCGACGAGGACAGGUUAUCUUGGUCCGCAUCGUAAUAUGCGAUUUCAUCUUGGUCAAUUUGCUACAGGAGGACCGCCAGUUAGUGCACGGGAGUUGUUUAACCGAAAGCAUUCAGGUCUGCGAUCAGUGAUUGAGAGGACAUUUGGUGUAUGGAAAGCAAAAUGGAGGAUUUUGGAUCGUAAGCAUCCAAAGUAUGGUCUGGUCAAGUGGAUUAAGCUGGUGACAGCGACGAUGGCGCUACACAACUUCAUACGUGAUUCACAUCGGGAAGAUCAUGAUUUUGUACAAUGGCAAAAUGAUGAUGAUGGAGAUGGAGAAGGAGAAGAAGCUGAUAGUGACGGUGAUGAAGAAGAAGGUGAUGAUGAUGAUGAUGAUGAUGAUGAUGAUGGUGGUGGUGGUGGUGGACAUUUUGUAUAUGAGCCGACCGGUGAUAGAGCGAUGGAAGCUUUGCGUGAUAACAUCACAAAUGAGUAUGGUAGAGGUCGUUUACCGUAUUAAAUGUUUUAGUUAAUGACUUUUUUUUUGCUUAUAAGUUUGAUUAUCAUUUAUAUGUGAUAUUUAUUAAGACUUUAUGUUUUUUUUUAUCAACCAAUUUGAUGUAUUAUUUAGCUUUUUUUCGUGAUAAAUAUUUUGAGGUA